Molecule: messenger RNA, 894 nt
Organism: Zophobas morio
Lineage: Eukaryota; Metazoa; Arthropoda; Insecta; Coleoptera; Tenebrionidae
Exons: 9
Coding region: 1-894 (297 amino acids)
Biological process (GO): detection of chemical stimulus involved in sensory perception of smell; sensory perception of smell
Cellular component (GO): plasma membrane
Molecular function (GO): odorant binding; olfactory receptor activity
Source: RefSeq, a predicted model, not a curated record
AUGUCCGGUAAUCGUCUAUCCCGAUGCGGCAGGUAUAUACAUUUUAGGAAGAACUGCUUGUUCCGUUUAAUGCAAAAUGGAGGAUGUGGCGCGGCACUGAGCAAAAUAUUUAAACAUAUGGCAGCUGCAGCUACUGAAAUUACCAUAUGUCGUUCGACAAGGAGAAAUCUAAGAUACAUUUUACUAUGGCCAAAUAUUAAUGAGGAACUUGAACCCAGCAACUCUUACACUGGUAAAAUUGUGACAUACGUAUUGAUAACAGCAGCAUUCCCCUUGUGUGUGUUGAUCCAUGUUAUAACAACUAAGACAAGGAAUAUAGAUGUGCCAGUAGUAGAUAACAUUAGCGCAUUAGCUUCUCUAACUGGUACAUAUUAUAUGAGUUUUAUAUACACGAAAAAUCAAUCAAAAGUAGCAAGACUUCUCAAGGAAAUAAUCAAACAUUUGAAUCAAAUGAUUUGCGAAGCUAUCGAUAAUACCCAAUUCGAAAUUUCACAAAGUAGAUUAACUAAUUGCAUUUUGUACCACGUAGACAUAAUCAGGAUGGCCAAAGCACUCGAUGAAUGCUUUUCGAAUGCAAUGUUUACGCACACCUGCAUUACCGCAAUAAUUUGCGCUUGCAUUGAGAAACAAUUUGUAGAAGGUGAUCGUUUAUGUGCCAUACUACAUUUUUCUGGAUGGAUUCUUACUUUAACGUUUGCUUGUUGUUCUGGACAGAUUCUAAUAAACGCUAGUGAAUCAAUUUCUGAAUCCAUCUGGUCUUCAAAAUGGUACGAGGUGGAUGUUAGAUUGCAGAAAGAUAUUUUGUUUAUGUUAAGAAGAAGUCAAACUAUUUUCUUUCUUACCGCCGGACCUUUCAGUUCUCUCUCAUUUCCACUACUUGUUUCGGGAGUCUAG